Podarcis muralis (Common wall lizard) is the source of this 5687-nucleotide messenger RNA. NCBI's taxonomy places the organism in Eukaryota, Metazoa, Chordata, Lepidosauria, Squamata, Lacertidae. The record is from RefSeq and is a predicted model, not a curated record.
GAACCAUUCUUAUAAAAUGUUGAUCUAUAGACUAUAGUAUUGAACUAGGUUCAUGGAAAACCUUGAUGCACACACAAAAACCAAGCUAUUUUUACAAAUGGGAUUUUCCACUUCCUUAUGUAAAUUCAUGUUUUUGGUUUUUGAAUUUCAGGUAAAUGUUUUAUUGGUUACUAGUAUGGUGAAUCUUCUGCACCAGCCAGAAAUCAGCAUAGGGUCUUAUUUGUUCUGCACCUACUAGCCAAUAGCUUUUGGUAAUGGAUAUAGGCCAAGGGAUUACCAGUGCUAUAAAAAAGCAAAAACGAAGAGGUUCCAAGAAAAAAAGAUUAACUUUUGAAGAUGAGGUGCCUAGAAUUGAAGAGCAUUUAAAACCAAAGGAUAUAUCACCUCAAGUAUUUAUAGGAAAGGGCACUGCCUUUCUUUCUUUUGGCUUCAGAUUAAUUAAGAGCUACACCCAGCAAGGUUUAGAUAUCAUUGGAGCAACGUAUUCUAACAGGAGCAAACGACUGGUGUUGUUAGAUGGGAAAGGAUUUUUCAGUCUGGAUUUGCUUCCUACUAAUCUUUCUGUUAGAAGAGAGUUGGAGUUUCCAAAGUCUCAGCUCAGCUCAGCAAGAAUCAUCACUUACUCUGAAAAGUAUAAUGUCUACUUUGUUCUGCAAAAAGAUUUCUCAAUUAAGGUUUACAACAAGGAUUAUAAUGAGACUUGUUCAGUAGAAAAUCCAGGUUUUGGACGGUUAACCUUUCUAUCAUUCAACCCAGUGAGAGAUGAACUCAUCGGUGGAGGAAUCAUGGGAGUAAAGAUUUGGAAGUUUAAAGAAAAGAGGAUCUCAGAAGAAUCUAACAUCUAUCCAAUGUGCAAUUAUGGCCUCUUCCCCAGUAGAGAAUAUCCACACAUGGGGAAAAGGUGGUGCACAAAUAUGGAUUUUGAUGUCCUUAUGCAAAGAUACUACUGCUUUUCUGAAUGCCAUUUCACCUGCUACAACAUCAACGGGAAAAUGCUAUUCGAGAUACCAAAUGCACAUACAACCGAAAUUACCUCUUGUGUCUACUCAUCUGACGUUAACGUUUUGGUUACUUCCUGCAAAGGCAAUGAAAUAAAAUCUUGGAGUGACCAAGGCUCCUUGCUGCACACAUUUCAAGGUCAUUCGAAAACUGUCACAAAGCUUCUGCUGCACCCAAACUCUUCCUCUUUAUUUAUCUCUGGAUCUCUAGAUGGAUCAGUCAAACUCUGGUCAUUUGAUACAAUGGACAUUUUUUACAGCAUAUCACCAUUCAAAGAAGGAAUACGUUGGAUUGGCACAGUGGAUGAUAAUUUUCUGUACUGCUGUUCUCCCCGCAAUCUUCAUAUAUAUGAUCUGAAUUCAUUUACUACCUUUUGGACUCGUUUCAACAGUCCGAUAACUAAACUCUACGUCUGUAGUGCACAUGAGAAGUCCAGCAGGGUGGUUGCUAUGGGUGCUGACAACAGUUUAAGAAUAUUCUCACUUCAAGAUGGGGAAACAUUAUGCACAGUUCUGCCACCUCCUUAUCCUCCUCUGAUCCAGCCAGUUCUAAGUUUUACCUACAACCGAGCCAGUGGAACUGUUUUCUUCCUCCUGACACCUUCAGAAAUAUGGGUCUACACAGUAAGAACUAAUCCAGCAUGUAGAGCAGCAGUGUGGACUAUAGGAGAGUUACAACAACACUUGUAUAGGAAACAUCCCUUUGCUUCCUGUAUUCAGAAGAAUGAACAUUUUCAACAUACUCGAAAAAGAAAUUUCAGGACUUCAGUGAAAUGCGAAUGCCUGUGCAGCUUGUCUUCACCAUUGUGUUACUUGAUAGAUGAAGGAGUGGUGUUCGCAGAUAACCAGGAAUUUCUGGUUCUCGGCAUGCAGGAUGGUCGAAUUCUAUUUCUUCACACAUCAGUACAGAAUUUGGUUUAUUAUGAAAUGACUGCUUAUACAGAUCCAGUGGUCCAUUUAAGACACGAUGUGGCCCAUCAGCAGCUAAUAAUUAUGUGCCAGAGCCCAAGAUGCAAACUGAUACACUUCAGAAGCUUACCUGGUCUGGAGCUCAUGUCGCAAGUGAACACAGCAAACGAUACCAUUGUUUUUACAAGGCUUAGCAAUUCACUCUUCAUUGGUCUGACAUCUGGAAGCGUGGAUGUUUUAAAUAUCAAAGAAGACAACAAAACAACUUUGUAUGGAAAAGAUGUGAAAUAUCAUGGGAAGAAUGAAGAAGAAGAAGAAGAAGAUGCUUUUUCGGACAAGUACCACAAUGGCCCUGUACUGGCAGUGGAUUCCUGCAAGAAUUAUUCUCUCUUUUUAAGUUGCGGUUCAGAUUCCACGAUAAAGCUAUGGGAUACACAGAAGAAUCUGGUGGCAGAUAUCACUCUUGAUAACACUUUAAGCACAGCCUGUUUCCUGAAUAGUUCGGGUGAUAUUUUACUGGCUUUCAAAAAUGAUAUUUACAUCUUGUCUCACAGUAAGACACUGGGCUUAUUGAAUGCAAAUAUUGAUGCCUCUAGCAUCUCAGCAACAGAAUCCUAUAUUUUUGAAAGUCAACCUCCAGAAGAGCUAGAAAGAGGGAAAACUUACGUCUCGAAGCCCGUUGAGAUGGCAUCAUAUCUGGUACCUUACAAGGGAUAUACCUUCACUGAAGACUUCACAUCAGACUUGUUGGUUUUACCAAAGAAGAAAGGAAAGCCAGUCUGGAGAUUACCAGUGGCUCCCUCAGCAAUCUACUGCUCUCCCUGUUCCUCAGAUGUUUCUCUGAAUAUAUUUGAUUUCCUGCUCCAACCUGGAACUCCCGACUUAGAAGAACGUGAUAAAGCUGAAAUGUCCGAAAGAAUGGUUGUGACAGAUGAUAAGAAGUAUGUGCCUGGGCCAAAAUUUCCAGCACAAACUCAUUUAGAAAUACCUUUCUUUGGAGUUUCUCCAUGUUCAUCUGUAAUCUGUGAAGAGCCCAAGACAGAAACACAACCUAAGGAGCAGGUUGCUUCAGCAGAGGGUGAAUUACCCAUUGUGGAGCCAGUACAGGAGAUUAUAACUAAAGAGCUGUAUUUGAUAAAAGAAGAAACAGUCCCAGAAGCUGCAGAAGAUUUAGGAGCUGCAGAAGAUUCAGGAGCUGCAGAAGCUCUAGAAGAUUCAGGAGCUGCAGAAGAUUCAGGAGCUGCAGAAGCUCUAGAAGAUUCAGGAGCUGCAGAAGCUCUAGAAGAUUCAGGAGCUGCAGAAGCUCCAGAAGAUUCAGGAGCUCCAGAAUCAAAGCAAGAAAACUAUCCAAAAUUUGAAGGAAAAAAGGACCCUAGAGUGCUUAGAUUCAAUUCCACACAUAGGUAUUCCAAGAUUAUCUACUUCCACUAUUUGCUUUCAGCAGAGUUUCCCUUCCCUGUUCUUGACCACGCCCCCCCCCCCCCAAUGCUUCAGUAUUCUUUAAUUUAUGGAACAACCAAAGAAAGAUAUUUGGGCAAAGACAGACUAUUCAAGCAUGUAAAGGAACCCAAGAAGCUCGUGCCCAAGAAGCUCCUGAAAAUAGAAAGGAUGAGUCUCAAAAUGAUGCGGACACCCAAACAUGCAAAAAAUAGUUUGCUUGCAAAGAGUGCUAUGAGAUCUAGAGACCACACAUAUGCCUCAUGUGCCCAAUCAGCUAUUUCUGUUGGACAAAAACAAUUCCCUGCCCUUGGGACUGAGGGUUUGGUACUUGCUGACAAAAGGCCCCAUCCAAGAAAGAAGACCGUCCCGCAGGAAAAUGAAAGUUAUGAGACCUCUUAUGAAAGAGAUAUUAUAAGGGUGGUGGCCUGGAGGAGGAAGCAAAAUGAACGAAUUCGCCAAGCAGAGGAGCGGCGUCUGAUGCAAGAACAUGCAAGAAGGUCAUGUUCCCGGAACCACUGUUUCACACCUAGCAACUCCCUGCAGUAUCAAAAUCUACAAUCUUCUGAAAACUUCCCUGAAAAUUUAUUUGCCUGGAUGAAGCCUUACAGACAACACCAGGGCCGUCCAUACACAGUGAUGGAAGAAACAACAAUCAAUCUCCCUAGAGAAUUCCCUUACAGGUUGGCCUGGGGAACUCCAACCACUCAAGAUGUAGACAUAAAAUUGUAUCGUCCUAAGGUGAAGUUCGAUAAGGAACGCAAAAUAAGCAGCCUGCAUGUAGAGAAGAAUUUGCAGCCAACUCAAUCAAUCCCAGCCAGAGGGAGAUUCAUCUUAGUGAAUGACCCAGUUGGAGUACCUUCUACUCCUCCUUUGAGUCCACUGGAGAGCAGGUUGCUCAGUGCUCGUUUCCCUAAACAGAAAGAAAAGAUUCUGAAUUCUCUCUUCACAAAUGUGCAGGAACCAUUCUAGGCUUUGCUUUUAUUUUCAGCAGCUUUGUCUUAGUGAAUGAGAUGCCUUCAUCACCUGCUCCUUCUGUGGGUCCAUUGCACACAGCUUUCUUCAUUCUUUUCUCCCAAACUUGUGGGCACAGUGCUGUCUCGUUUCAUAUUAUUUGAACUGGUCUCCAAUAUUGGUUAGCCAAGUAAUAACACCAUAUUCCAACCCUCAGUUAAUUUUGCAGUACGAGUUAUUUUUAUGAUGGGCUGUUUGUUGCUCUUAAUUGAUUCUUACUUGGAUAGUUCAUAAAUUAUUUUCCUCCACACCAAGCACUAUUUAGUAAAUAAGUACUAAUGGCCAAAUGGAAAACAUAUGAAUUACUACUUAUAUGAAUAACUAAUGGAGUUAAAAGCCAGAUAUCUGAUUUGUGCGAAUGUCCAUAGCCUAUGGUUGUGAGAAAUUUUGUUUUCCUGAUAGAAUGAAGUACUACGCUUUCGUUGAUGUCAACCUCAUUUGGGCUUUGGGUGAAACUCCCAGUCCUUCCUUACAAGGAAUCCUGUUCUCUUUCUUCCACUCAUCUUCAUGCAAGAAAUAGAAUUAGCGCCUUGCAAGGGGCAUUACAGGAAGCACUGUAAGUCUCACCCAAAGCUCAAACGAGUUGUUGUUUUUAAUUUGCAAGUAGACUUUGAGCAACUAUUGGCAUGUCUAUGACUGUCACCACCACAUCUUUUUGGGCUGUCCAUUUGGCAACCUGGUGAUCCAUUGAAGUGGAUGCUGUUUCUCCUUCUUGAAGGUAACUACAUGAAGGAUCCUUGUUGCUCCUGAUAAAUUCUGAUGUGUAGCAUCAUUCAGAAUUUAUUCAUCCAUGUUGAUACUAAUGGAGAUAGUUACCUUAUGAGGAUUCUUCUGACUCAAAAAUAGUUUGAAACGUCAGCUGUCACACUACUCAAGUCUAGCUAAUUGGGUUUCCUUCCCUCUGGAAUCCUGAUUUUGAGGGAGUAUUAAGGACCACUGGGUUCUGACUCUUAAGACACCUUAAUAUAUGCCAAUUGAAGUGGUACAAAGAUGGUGUAGCUUGCAAGUUUCAGAAAGACCACAGAACUCAUAUAGUUAACCCAAAGAUUAGCUAUUGAAGCUACUAUAUCUAAAAACUGAGGCAGGAGUAAAAGUAUAGUAACAGGACUUAGAAACUAAGGUUUGUCCUAAGCAAGCUUCUUUGCUAUUUCCACCAGAGAAAGUCAGUAUAAUUUUGCUAAAUAAAAAAAUGAGAUGCAUGUUUAAAAAGCUUUGAUCAGUAUUUAUCUUUUCUGUGCACAAGACCAUGUUGUAUGCUAAGCAUUUGGCCAGUCUUUGAGCUCUCUUCCAGAUGCAGUUCAAUAUUUCUGGUUGCUAUAUAUCCUAGAU